This is a messenger RNA of Abrus precatorius (Indian licorice), 531 nucleotides long. RefSeq lists its product as uncharacterized. The transcript has a single exon. Lineage: Eukaryota; Viridiplantae; Streptophyta; Magnoliopsida; Fabales; Fabaceae. The record is from RefSeq and is a predicted model, not a curated record. The coding region runs from base 1 to 531 and encodes 176 amino acids.
AUGAUCCAAAGGCAGAAUGAGCAGAUCAAGAUGAUCAAGGAGAAGAUAAAGGCUGCACAGGAUAGGCAAAAGAGUUACUAUGAUAAGAGAAGGAAGUCGUUGGAGUUCCAGGUAGGAGACCAUGUGUUUUUUAAGGUCUCACCUGUGACCGAAGUUAGCAGAGUCCUGAAAUCUCAGAAGCUAUCUCCUAAAUUCAUUAGGCCAUUCGAAGCACUGAGUAGAAUUAGUCCUACAGCUUACCGGAUAGCGUUGCCUCUGAAUCUCUCAAAACUACAUCUGGUGUUCCAUGUGUCACAACUUAGGCAGUAUGUGCCAGAUCCUUCCCAUGUGAUUGAUCUCGACCCGGUUCAAGUAAGAGAAGACUUGUCCUAUGAAGUAUAUAUGGUGAGGAUUGCAGACCACCGUACUAAGCAGUUGAGGGGCAAGGAAAUCUCAUUGCUAAAGGUGAUUUGGAGCUUAAGUGAUGAGGGAGAUGCCAUCUUGGAAACGGAGAGUAGAAUGAGAGAGUUAUACCCGGAAUUGUUUGUGUAA